Molecule: messenger RNA, 255 nt
Organism: Racocetra persica
Lineage: Eukaryota; Fungi; Glomeromycota; Glomeromycetes; Diversisporales; Gigasporaceae
Source: the annotation of a GenBank genome assembly
AUGGGCAAACAAAAGAAAUUCAAGCAUAAAGUUAAUAUUCCACCUAUGAGUCGAGAAUCCAUAUUUGAUUAUUCAGACCAGUUCGAAAUGCUUUCAGCCGAUGAAAAAAAUAAUGCUUAUCUUUUGUUAAUAACAAAUGUUUUAAGAAAAAUUGAACAUGUUGACAUUAUAAAGAUCGAGAACGAUAUGAUUAUCAGAAAAUUCAAGAAGCUCGAUUUUGUUGUAAAAUGUUUAUACUUACAGCCAUGGUUUUGG